Epinephelus lanceolatus (giant grouper) is the source of this 6327-nucleotide messenger RNA. The record is from RefSeq and is a predicted model, not a curated record. NCBI's taxonomy places the organism in Eukaryota, Metazoa, Chordata, Actinopteri, Perciformes, Serranidae.
GAGUGCCCACCGUGCUCGCCCUCGACUUCAUGUGCUUCCUGGUGCUGCUCUUCGUUUUUUCCAUUCUACGUAAGGUUGCGUGGGACUAUGGCCGCCUGGCGCUGGUCACUGACGCCGACAGGAGUAACUCGACUGACUGAUAAAGACUGAAAUGAAACACACAGACACAAGCUCACCUGGAGCAGAAACGUUUCCAACAGGAAAUGACAUAAAUCUUUACUGUUCCCAAGAAGCUUCACAGCACAUGAGUCAGAUCACAGAGCGGAUUCUGUGUCUGUCAUGUUAAAGGACAGGUGUUCUGUCUCAGGUCAGUGUCAGGUGAACGUUUCAACAGUUUUUCAGUGUUUACACCGAACACAGGUGUGAUGUCAGUGUAAACGUUGGAGGACUGAGCCCGCAGUUCUUCUUCUGUGUGAAAAUAAAGUGAACAUAACCGAUUGUGAGACUUCAGCGGAGUCUUCCUCCUCCGAUACAGAGUGGUCAGAACAAACAUCUGUGACGAGGACAACAAAGACGAACAUUUAUCAAACUGAACUCUGUCGGAAUUAUUCCUAACUGACACCUUCCUGUUUCAAACAGCUGCUUCAGUUUCUGUGAAUUUCAGAUGUGUUGUCAUGGUGACCAGACAUGGAUAUUGAUUGACUGAUCCAUGUGGUCUCAAAAAUACAGAUGCUGAGAACGGAUGUGUUUGCAGUUAUUUUCUUAAUCUUGUUGUCUCGAGAUCACAAGAUUUUCUUCAUUAUGUCAAGAUAACGAGAUAAUUUAUCAUUAGAAAACAACUGUCUAACGCUCGGGGAUUAUUUAUCUUGUUGCCUCGAGCUCGUUCCUGUGUGAUAAUAACAAGUUCAUCAAAGUCAUUAUUGAGAAAAUAAAAGGCAAAUUUCUGGAAAUAACGAGAUGAUUUUACAUGAGAUUCAACUUUGCUGUGAUCACAGGUCAUUUUUGUCGUUAUCUCGAGAUAACAAACCUCAUUUUAUCGUGAUAACAGCUUAACUUAUGUCAGUUUAUGAAAAAACAAACGGCCAGUUUCUCAAAGCUCACAAAGCUCAUUUUUCCAAGGUAAUGAAAUAAUUAAAUUGUAAUAUCAAAAUAACAGCAUUCAAAAAAAAUAAUGAUUUGCGAGCACGGGCGUUCUUGGCUUCUGUACACGACAUGGUGACAAACAAAGCCGAGAUUUCAAAGAUGCGGAACAUGAAGAGAACCUCUGAGCCAGAACGUCACAACUGUUUGUGGCGGUGAGUCGCAGGUAAACAGACUGUUGUCAAGGUAACGUAUACAGAAACAUUAACUUCAAGGUGCAUCAGCUGACGUUUAUGUUACGCAGUGGAAGUUAUACAAGUCAGAAAUGACACGUAGCCGAUGACAUUUGAUAAUUAGUUUUAUGAGCUCAUUGGUGCCUCGUGUGGCCAUUGGGGUAAAAAAAAAAUAAAGACAGUCAAGCUGCAGAAGAAGAAGAAGAAGAAGAAGAAGAGUUUUUUUCAGAUGUCAGAUGAACUUUAACGAGGUGUUGAGAGGAAAUGAAUGAAAUGAAUACGACGGUUUCCUGUCGACCGUCGGAUGAAACUGGGUGGUGAUGUUUUGUUUAAACGAGUGACUCUUGAGUUUUUGUUCCUGUCGGUCAUCGUCACGGCGACUGUGUGUCUCGCAGCAGCUUGUGAUUCUCUUUCUGUUUCCAUCCUGAAGACUGAAGAAGCGUUUCAGCGACCUGGAGGAGCGGGAAUACGUUGCCUCGGCGAUGCACUCGGAGACACCCGACCGUUACGAACGCCUCACCUCCGUCUCCUCCUCUGUUGACUUCGACCAGAGAGACAACGGUUUCUGCUCGUGGCUGACGGCCAUCUUCAGAAUAAAGGAUGAAGAGAUUAGGGAGAAGUGUGGCGAGGAUGCUGUUCACUACCUGUCCUUCCAGCGUCACAUCAUCGGCCUGCUGGUCGUGGUCGGCGUCCUCUCCGUGGGCAUCGUCUUGCCUGUGAACUUCUCCGGAGACCUGCUCGAAAACAACGCCUACAGCUUUGGACGCACCACGAUAGCCAACCUCAAGUCUGGGACGAAUCUGUUGUGGCUGCACACUUCGUUUGCCUUCAUGUAUCUGCUGCUGACCGUCUACAGCAUGAGGAGACACACGUCCAAGAUGCACUACAAGGAGGACGACCUGGUGAAGCGCACUUUAUUCAUUAACGGCAUCUCUAAAUACGCUGAGGAGAGUCAGAUCAAACAGCACUUUGAACAGGCGUAUGAGAACUGCACGGUGCUGGAGGCUCGGAUCUGCUACAACGUGGCCAAACUUAUGUCUCUGAACGCAGAGAGGAAGAAGACGGAGCGCAGUAAGAAGUUUUUCACUGACCUGAUGGCGAAGGAACACGUUCCCACCAUGAUAAACCCCAAACCCUGCGGACACCUCUGCUGCUGCGCCAUCGCCGGCUGCGAGGAGGAAGAGGCGGUCAGCUACUACACCAAGAGGGAGGCCAAGCUGAAGGAGGAGUACAGGAAGGAGAAGGAGAAGGUCCACACCAAACCUCUGGGCAUGGCCUUCGUCACCUUCCAGAACGAGGCCAUGACCGCCAUUAUUUUGAAGGACUUUAACGCCUGUCAGGUUCAGGGAUGUCGGUGUCGUCAGGAGCCACGAUCCUCUCAGUUCAGCGAAGUUCUUCAUGUUCACAACUGGAGCGUUUCAUACGCACCCGACCCACAAAACAUCCGCUGGGAGCAUCUGUCACUCGGUGGGAUCUCCUGGUGGAUCCGCUGCUUCAUCAUCAACUGCAUCCUCUUCCUCCUGCUCUUCUUCCUCACCACACCCGCCAUCAUCAUCUCCACCAUGGACAAGUUCAACGUCACCAAGCCUGUGGAGUAUCUCAAUAAUCCCAUCAUCACUCAGUUCUUCCCCACUCUGCUGCUCUGGGCUUUCUCUGCUCUGCUGCCCACCAUCGUCUACUACUCUGCCUUCUUCGAGGCUCACUGGACCAGGUCUGGAGAAAACAGGACGACAAUGCAUAAGUGUUACACCUUCCUGAUCUUCAUGGUUCUGCUGCUGCCGUCUCUGGGACUCAGCAGCCUGGAUGUUUUCUUCCGCUGGCUCUUUGAUAAGAAGUUCCUGGCUGAUGCUAGUGUCAGAUUUGAGUGCGUCUUCCUGCCAGAUAACGGAGCGUUCUUCGUCAACUAUGUCAUCGCCUCUGCGUUCAUUGGGAACGCCAUGGACCUGCUGAGGAUCCCCGGUCUGCUCAUGUACAUGAUUCGGCUGUGCCUGGCUCGCUCCGCUGCCGACCGCCGCAACGUCAAGAGGCACCAGGCCUAUGAGUUUCAGUUUGGAGCGGCGUACGCUUGGAUGAUGAACGUCUUCACGGUGGUGAUGGCCUAUAGCAUCACCUGCCCCAUCAUCGUCCCCUUCGGUCUGAUGUACAUGCUGCUGAAACACCUGGUGGACAGAUACAACAUGUACUAUGCUUACCUGCCCUCCAAACUGGACAAGAAGAUCCACUCGGGAGCCGUCACCCAGGUGGUGGCAGCUCCCAUCCUCUGCCUCUUCUGGCUGCUUUUCUUCUCCACUAUGCGCACAGGUUUUGAGACGCCGACCUCCAUGUUCACUCUGGUGGUGCUGAUCGUCACCAUCGUGGUCUGUCUGUCUCACGUCUGCUUCGGACACUUCAAGUACCUCAGCGCUCACAACUACAAGAUCGACACCAAGGAGAAUGACGUGGACGCUGUCGAGAAUGGACGUCCAGCUCGUCCGUCGUCCUCCCCCACUACCAAAUCUCAGCAGCAGCAGCAGCAGCAGCAGCAGCAGCAGCAGAUGUACAUCGCCCAGGUGCUUCAGGACCCAAACUCAGACGAGCCGGGCGGUGGCAGCGGCGAGGAGGACCGAGGGUCGUCCCAGGACGAGGAGAUGCUGAACGGAGGGAACAGCAUCAAUGAGGCGGAUUUUCAGUCAGGGGAGGACAGUCUGAUCGCCAACGAGGUUCACCAGUAGCGGGGGGUGGAGCUAGAGGGUGGGGCGGAGCUAGUUGAGGGUCCAUACCCACACAACAGUUACAAAAUAAAGCUGACUGGAGAAUCACCACACACAUUAACACACACGCAUACAGACUGACUGACACGGUUAGCUCCGCCCCCUCCCAGCUCGAAGACUUGACCUUGACCUUUGACGCCGGCGCCGGGUCGCCAACAUCCAGUCCUGCACAUCUGUGUAAACUUGAUGGACGUCAAACUGUCUCCACAGGAAAUCACUGUACAUAACCACAAAGCCAAAAGUUUUUGUUUUUGUUUUUUUCUCGGGGUUAGGGGCAGGGUUUAAAAAUUCGUGCCUGGGCUGGAUUUUGUUCGUUCGCACUCGUGUCUUGACUCCUGAUCCCACCGCGGGUCGCCGGGACUCGACCUGUCAUGGGGGCAAAGCUGAUGCUGACGCUGUCUUUUUCUGGUGAACGCCUCCAAACAAACCUCCGUCGUCACCACUGUCCUCCAACAUCGGAGUGCUAAAUAAGUCGCCAACCGCCAGCUGUCGUAGUGGUAGAAGCCUCGCUUACGCAGAUGCAUCGCAGUCUCCCUUCCCUGUUUCGCCGUUUUCCUUUUUUUUGUGGAACCUGUGCAUCAUGGAUUCUGCUGCUGUGUUCGACACAUCACCUGGAAGUUUUUUUUUGACCUGCCAAGAUUUGGCUGCAUGUUGAUAAAAGUGCUGUCUGGAUUAAUGACGUCACCACCCUCGGAUGAUGUCAUCCAUCAUGGGACUGUGGUGGCCAGUGAACUCGCUACACCCCCCCCCCCGGUCUUAGCGGCACAUCCUCCUGCCUGCCGUUGGAACAUUUGUUUUCUGGUUUUGAUUUCACCCGAACUACCUUAAAUCAUGAAACCUGACAAAGGGAACGGGGAUGUUUGUGUCUGUGUAGGGUUAGCAAUCAGAACUCUUUUCAUUCAUGGGGAGAACUUUGUGAAGACACUCUGACAGUAGCAGUCGAGUAGUUUGAGCUCGGGUAGACGCAGAAGAGCAGCGCUUUUCGUCUGGACCGUCUGCCCUCGAUGCCUGAAGCUGUCAGAACUCUCAAGGGAAAAUGUUUUCUGUUUGUGUGCGUUUUGAGGCGUACACUGUGUGUGUGUGUGUGUGUGUGUGUGUGUGCGCGCGCGCGCCCGUAUGCGUGUGCAUGUGUGUGCAUGCGCGUGUGUCCAGUAGCUUAUUUUGUACGCCAACCUGCACCAUGAAGGGUUCAGUAACAUCACCAGGUAACUAAAACGACAUCCGGCGAACAAGUUCCAGUGCUUCUAAACCCAGUCGUCUCUCUACUGUAGAAUUAGUUCCAAGACGUGUUUUCCUUCAUUUUAGUUUGAAAAGGUUUUGAGAGAAUUUGAUCUUUGACGCCUACAAACACCAACGUCUGUUUUCCCUGCUGCAGUUGAAGCUCAGAUAUUAUAAAUAUGAUAUUUAAACCAAAUGUUGUGUACAGAACAGAAACAGGUCCAGGACAUGGUUAGCUUAGCUUAGCAGACUGGAGACUGGAAGCAGAGAGAAAAUGCUAGCCUAGCUCCAACAUAGUAAAUCUUUCUGAUUUACAUUUUAUAUCUUAUUAUUAUUUUCUAUCUGCAUCUCUAAAGCGAACAGUCAAGUUUGAGAUUACAGGGCUCCCAUAGACCCAUCUUGUUGUGCGUCAUAACCUUUAUGUCUUGUUUUCAGGAAUCUGCGUUGCUGCCUUUCUUAGCCAGGAUUCUCUUGUAAAAGAGAUUUUAAUCUCAAUGAGUCUAUUACCUGGUUAAAUAAAGGUUAAUAAUAAGAAUCAUAAAAUGAAUUGAAUUUAUUAAUCAAAAAAACAAACAAAAAAAACAACCCUGGAUUAAAACACAAAUAUUAGUUCCUUGGUCUGGUUAGCUCAGGGUUAGCUUUCAUGUCUGAUUAAGAGGUUGAUUCUUGUUAGCUAACCCACUGCAUCCUACAGUCAGCCAGGAGUAGUAAACUAGAGCUGAGGGUCAAGAGCUAGCCGACAGUUAGCUUUCUUCCAGUUAGCUAUUUUUUGGUUAGACUUUGUACGGUUAGCUAUCUAACAAUUAGCUUUCUUACAGUUAGCUAUCUUACAGUAAGUAUUCUUAAAGUUAGCUAUCUCACAAUUAGCUUUCUUAUAGUUAGCAUCUUACAGUUAGCUAUCUUACAGUUAGCUUUCUUACAGUUAGCUUUCUUUAAGUUAGCUUUCUUACAGUAAGCUUUCUUACAGUUAGCUGUCUUACAGUUAGCUUUCUUAAGUUUAGCUAUCUUACAGUUUACUUCUGGCGCUUGACCUUUCAGAUAGGGGUCCAUGUCAUUGGUUCGACAUCCCAUUAGUCCGACUGUCCGUGGUGCUGAACGGCUCGCGG